This is a messenger RNA of Solea senegalensis (Senegalese sole), 1934 nucleotides long. RefSeq names its product ATP synthase F1 subunit beta (gene atp5f1b). Gene Ontology annotation, biological process: proton transmembrane transport; proton motive force-driven mitochondrial ATP synthesis. The transcript is spliced from 10 exons. Bases 40 to 1593 code for a protein of 517 amino acids. Lineage: Eukaryota; Metazoa; Chordata; Actinopteri; Pleuronectiformes; Soleidae. Gene Ontology annotation, molecular function: ATP binding; proton-transporting ATP synthase activity, rotational mechanism; ATP hydrolysis activity. The record is from RefSeq and is a predicted model, not a curated record.
AAGUUCCUCUGUCUCUUUCCACCUUCAGCCAUUUUGACAAUGUUGGGAGCUGUGGGACGCUGCUGCACCGGGGCUCUGCAGGCUCUGAAGCCUGGGGUCCAGCCCCUGAAGGCUCUCGUUGGAUCCCCAGCCGUACUUUCUCGUAGAGAAUAUGUCGCACCUGCUGCUGCUGCCAGUGUAGCCACUGGUCGUAUUGUGGCCGUCAUCGGUGCCGUUGUUGACGUCCAGUUCGAUGAGGGUCUUCCUCCCAUCCUCAAUGCCCUGGAAGUCGCAGGCCGCGAGUCCAGGCUAGUCCUGGAGGUUGCUCAGCAUCUUGGGGAAAACACGGUGCGUACCAUUGCUAUGGAUGGUACUGAAGGUCUGGUCCGUGGACAGAAGGUGCUGGACACUGGUGCCCCCAUCAGAAUCCCAGUGGGCCCUGAGACCUUGGGCAGGAUCAUGAAUGUCAUUGGCGAGCCUAUUGAUGAGAGGGGUCCAAUCUCAACCAAGCAAACUGCACCUAUCCACGCUGAGGCCCCUGAAUUCACUGACAUGAGUGUAGAGCAGGAGAUUCUGGUCACUGGUAUUAAGGUUGUGGACCUGCUGGCCCCAUAUGCCAAGGGAGGAAAGAUUGGUCUGUUCGGAGGUGCUGGUGUCGGCAAGACUGUAUUGAUCAUGGAGCUGAUUAACAACGUGGCUAAGGCCCAUGGAGGUUACUCUGUGUUUGCUGGUGUGGGAGAGCGUACCCGUGAGGGAAAUGACUUGUACCAUGAAAUGAUUGAGUCAGGAGUCAUCAACCUGAAGGACACUACUUCAAAGGUGGCACUGGUGUACGGACAGAUGAACGAGCCCCCUGGUGCUCGUGCCAGAGUGGCUUUGACUGGACUGACCGUGGCAGAGUAUUUCCGUGACCAGGAGGGUCAGGAUGUGCUGCUCUUUAUUGACAAUAUCUUCCGUUUCACACAGGCUGGCUCUGAGGUGUCUGCUCUUCUGGGUCGUAUCCCCUCAGCUGUGGGUUACCAGCCUACUCUGGCCACUGACAUGGGUACCAUGCAGGAGAGAAUCACCACCACAAAGAAGGGUUCAAUCACAUCUGUGCAGGCCAUCUAUGUGCCCGCUGAUGAUUUGACUGACCCUGCCCCUGCUACCACAUUUGCUCACUUGGAUGCCACUACUGUGUUGUCUCGUGCCAUUGCUGAGCUGGGUAUCUACCCUGCUGUCGACCCCUUGGACUCAACCUCCCGUAUCAUGGACCCAAACAUCGUUGGAGCUGAGCACUACGACAUUGCCCGCGGUGUGCAGAAAAUCCUACAGGACUAUAAGUCCCUUCAGGAUAUCAUUGCCAUUCUGGGUAUGGAUGAGUUGUCUGAAGAGGACAAGCUGACUGUGGCCCGUGCCCGCAAGAUCCAGCGUUUCCUGUCCCAGCCAUUCCAGGUGGCCGAGGUCUUCACUGGCCAUAUGGGCAAGCUGGUGCCCCUCAAGGAAACAAUCAAGGGCUUCCAGAGCAUCCUCGCCGGAGAGUAUGAUGGUCUGCCUGAGCAGGCCUUCUACAUGGUUGGCCCCAUUGAGGAAGUUGUUCAGAAGGCUGACAAGCUGGCUGAGGAGCACUCAUAAACCUAAAUGAUCUGUGAGGAGAAAAUUAGAGGGAUCCUGCAGUUAGGAGCACUUGGUUUGUAAAACAUGUCAAAAUACAAAUGUACCUGUCUUGUCAUCCUGAAAGAAAGUUCUAUUUAAUGUUCCCAAUGAAAGAUGGAAUAAAACACUGUCUUUACACAAAACUGCAACUUGUCAACUGUAUAUUUCCAAUGGGCUUUGUAGUUGUAGUUUUCCUGUUGGGACAUAUAAAAUGUCUGUCCUAAUAUUGACCACAAGAUGGCAUUCCUGAGCCAUGUCGAGCUUUCUUAACUGUUGCAGCUUGGUUGUCACAAAAUGAAAUAAAACGGACAAAUACUGCC